AUGACUACCUUCCAGAACGUCACCCAGCAGGUGAAUCUGAACAACGCGGUCAUAGCUAUCGCUCUGUGGAAUUCUGGCUAUGUUACCGGCAAUCCCGGCGUGCAGACUGGAAUUAAUGCGACGUUCCCGGCCGUCAUCCUUAUCCCCAAUCCCAACCCAUACUGGGGCGCCGGUGGAGUCAUCGCAAACAGGAGAGUGGGAUGGUCGGGCCCGGUUGGUAACCACGUCACCCUUUCCGAUCUUGGCCCUCUCCCGCUAGCAGGAGCAGCGGAUUCGGCUACGGCGGAGCCUAACACGGCGCCCACGAAUUUCACAGCUGGCAAGUGGUCGGACGCAGAUACUGCGACUCUCAGAGAGGGCGCAGAUGCGCUUCGCAAGGCGCUGGACGACCGGGAUGCGGGCUUUUCGGAUGAGAUCCGAAGUGGAAUUCACAAGGUCCUCGAUGCGGUUGAUGAGGAGCUCGCGAAGCGAUAG
Molecule: messenger RNA, 474 nt
Organism: Pestalotiopsis fici W106-1
Lineage: Eukaryota; Fungi; Ascomycota; Sordariomycetes; Amphisphaeriales; Sporocadaceae
Exons: 3
Coding region: 1-474 (157 amino acids)
Source: RefSeq, a predicted model, not a curated record